Brassica oleracea var. oleracea is the source of this 783-nucleotide messenger RNA. RefSeq names its product triose phosphate/phosphate translocator, chloroplastic-like. The annotation marks the transcript as partial. Lineage: Eukaryota; Viridiplantae; Streptophyta; Magnoliopsida; Brassicales; Brassicaceae. Gene Ontology annotation, molecular function: antiporter activity. The record is from RefSeq and is a predicted model, not a curated record. The transcript is spliced from 5 exons. Gene Ontology annotation, cellular component: Golgi apparatus.
AAUGUCUACGCUUACAUCUUCAUCAUCGCUCUCAUCGUCUGCAUUCCUCCUGCCAUCAUCGUUGAAGGGCAUCAACUGUUGAAAUAUGGUUUCAGCGACGCGAUUACAAAAGUGGGAGUGACUAAAUUUAUAUCUGAUCUCUUAUGGGUCGGAAUGUUUUACCAUCUCUACAAUCAGUUGGCUACUAAUACCUUGGAGAGGGUUGCACCAUUAACUCAUGCUGUUAGAAACAUUUUGGAACGUGUGUUUGUGAUCGGGUUCGCCAUCGUUAUCUUCGGAAACAAGAUAUUGACACAAACAGAUAUCGGAACUGCAAUAGCCAUUGCUGGUGUUGCACUCUACUCUAUCAUUAAGGCCAAGAUCGAAGAAGACAAAAAGGCCUGAAGAAGAAAAAUAGCAAAAUGAAACAACGAAAAAGCUUGAAACUAUACAUUUUCAAAGCCUCAAAACUUGAUAGAAGAAGAAGAAGAAGCUGAGGAUAAAUCGGAUAUAGAGAGAACUCAGAAGAAGUUUUGAGCUUCUUGGUUUGCCCAAAACUUCUCCAAUGUCCGCAUACAGUUAAUGGUAUCCAUCUUUUGAGUCUUAACUCCGUUGCUGGAUCUGGCUUCUUUCCACGAUCCUGUCUCUAUCAGUUCUUAUCCUUCUUGUCCUCAUUUUAUACUUUAACGUAUUGAUUAUUUUCCUGUGAUUAGCUUUUAGGUUAGUAACGCAGCUAAUCUAUAAUUGUAAUAAUAUACUAAUUUUACAAGUUGCAGAUAUAUAAUUAUACGGUAUGUUAUCAUU